Oppia nitens is the source of this 1022-nucleotide messenger RNA. Its product is annotated as kelch-like protein 5. The transcript is spliced from 9 exons. Gene Ontology annotation, molecular function: protein binding. The record is from RefSeq and is a predicted model, not a curated record. The coding region runs from base 210 to 974 and encodes 254 amino acids. NCBI's taxonomy places the organism in Eukaryota, Metazoa, Arthropoda, Arachnida, Sarcoptiformes, Oppiidae.
UUAAAAUAUCCAAAAUAAUUUUAUUAACUUUAAUUAUAAGCUAUUUUAAUAUUAUUGAAUCAAAUACUAUUAAAACAGUUACUAAUACUAAUCAAACAAUUGAUGAAAAAUCUAUAUACCUGUGCGGUGGUAGAGAUAAUGGUUCAAUAAUUCAUAGCUCAUGUUAUAAAUAUAGUCAACAAACCAAUGGUUGGCAAUCUAUACAAUCGAUGCCAACUAUACUCAUGAUGUUUGGUAUGGUAUCAGUGGAUAUGAAAUUAUAUACAAUCGGUGGUCAAACUGAUUUUGUUGUAACCAAUAGUUGUCAAACAUUUGAUACUAAAUCAGCUAAAAAUCAAUGGAUAGGAUGCCCUUCAAUGACAAUAAAACGAACUUAUAUUGAUGCCGUAGUACUUAAUAAUACUAUUUAUGUUUGCGGUGGAGUAGACGGAUUUAUAUUUAAUUCGUGCGAAUAUUAUUCACCUGAAACUGAUGGCAGUCAAUGGCAGUCGACAACACCGAUGAAUAGGGAACGGUCUGGUUCAGCACUGGUAGCCCAUGACGGCUAUCUGUAUGCUAUCGGAGGUGCUAAUCAUUUUCAUGAAAAUUCAAUGGAAAAAUAUGAUCCAAUAACUAAACAAUGGACAUUAAUGGCAAAUAUGAACCAUACUAGAUCAUUUUUUGGUUCCGUAUCAUUUAGGGGUAAAAUAUAUGUUUGCGGCGGUCAUAAUAUUUUUGAUGAGAAAACAUGUGAAUCAUAUGAUCCCGAAACAAAUCAAUGGACACAAAUUGCAUCAAUGUUAAAUGCUCGUACAGAUUUUAAGCUAGUUGCUUUUAAUAAUAGCUUAUUAGCAUUGGGCGGUAUAUCAGGCUAUGAUAUUGCCGAUACUGUCGAUACUAUUGAAAUAUAUGAUUUGAAGACAAAUAAAUGGUCGCAAUCGUCAUCGUUAUCGAUGCCGACAAAACUUUUCGGAUAUGGGGUAACUGUCAUGUAAUUACAAAUAUUGGAAAAAAAGUUAUAAAAACAAUUUGUACUAUGGUUU